CCGUGCCCGUCCCGAGCCGGGCGCCGGGAGGCUCCGUCUCCUCCCCGGUUACGCCGUUUCCCCAUCCGCCCGGCCCUCCUUCCUUCCUGCUCCGUUACCCCGGGGCUAGCGGCUGGGUUUAGACCCGGGUUUAACCCCGCCAUCCCGUUCCUCCGCACUUUCUGGCUCCGGUUCCAGCUUCAUCCCCAUCCCCGGGGGUCGGGCAGGACCCCGUGGGGAGCCGUGGGGUCCGCGGUGGCCGUGGGUGCUGACACCCCCUCUUCUCGCCGGAGGGAGCACAGGAUGUCCCGGCCGCCCUCCUUCACCCUCCGCAUCGCUGAGGACACCGAGAACCAUGGCCUGGAGCCCAGCCCGGACAAUGAAGGAGCCCUGCACACCUCCUUCCACCAGCUCAUCCAGGAGCAGAGCAGCUUGAUGGAGGCAGCUCUGGAGCUGGAGAUGCAGGAGAGGAGCAGAGACCACCCAGCACAUCUGGCUCCCCCGGAUGGCUGUGCCACAGCCUCGCCAGAGCCGGGGCAGGACGAGCAGCACCCCAACUUCUCCCCCGCCACCCUGCGGAUCCUCGCCAGCAUGCCCAGCCGCACCAUCGGGCGCAGCCGCGGGGCCAUCAUCUCCCAGUACUACAACCGCACAACCCGGCUGCGGCGCCGGAGCAGCCGCCCACCCCUGCAGCAGCUCUGCCGCACGGCACGGCCCAGCCUGCGCCACUACGACCUGGAGACAGACCCCACCAGGGCCACCCUGGAAGAGAAGCGGAACCUGCUGGUGAAGGAGCUGCUGAGCCUCUCGCCCGCCCAGCGCAGCCACAUGCUGCUCACCGUGCCCCUCAGCCUGGCAGAGAAACGCACCCUCCGGUGGGAGCUGAAUGAGCAGAGGGGCCCCCCAAGGCAGCACACCCAGGACCGGACCACCUCCUCUCCCUGCGGACGGUCCAAGGACUGCAUCGUCCUCGGCUGGCGGGGGCUCUGGUACAGGCUCCUCUCCCUGCUCGCCGCCGCACAGCCCUGGCACUAUGCCCUGAAGCAGAUCGGUGGCCGCUUCGGCUCCAGCGUCCUCUCCUACUUCGUGUUCCUCAAGACGCUCCUUAUGUUCAACAUCUUCUCGCUCCUCAUCCUCCUCCUCUUCGUGGUGGCCCCGCAGGCUGUGUAUCCCCCUCACUCGGCCAGCUCCCAGCCCUUCACCGGCCCCGAGCUGCUCACAGGAGCGGGCUACUUCACUCACUCGCUGCUGUACUACGGCUACUACAGCAACGUCACCCUCAACGACCCCUGCACCUCCAGCCCCAACAGCAGCGUGUGCCCCCACGCAGCCCCCCGCUUCCCAUACAACAUGCCACUGGCCUACGUGUUCAGCGUUGGGGUCUCCUUCCUCCUCACCUGCAUCCUGCUGGUGUACAGCAUGUCCCGCUCCUUCGGGGAGAGCUACCGCGUGGGCAGCUCCAAGGGGGACCUGGCCGUCAAGGUCUUCUGUGCCUGGGACUUCAAGGUGGUCCAGAGGCGCUCGGUGAAGCUGCAGUGUGAGAACAUCUGCACCCAACUGAAGGAGCUGCUGGCGGAGCAGCGCUCCCGCUCCCGCUCCCUCAGCCUCCGCCAGCGCCUGGGACGCACGGUGGUGCUGCUGCUGGCCUGGGUCCUCUCGCUGAGCUCGGUGCUGGGCUGUGUGGUGGCUCUGCACUACUUCUCAGAGCACAUGCAUGCGGUUCAGCAGGGCCACCAGGUGCUGGGCAGCGGCGAGCGGCAGCAGGAAGCCAUCCUGCUGGUCCUGCCCUUCAUGGUGUCCCUCCUCAAUGCGCUGAUGCCUCACCUCUACAACUUGCUGGCCACCUGGGAGAAGCAGGACUCCCCCGUGACAGAGGUCAACGUGGCCAUCUGCAGGAACCUCAUUCUGAAGACGGCGGUCCUUUGCCUGCUCUGCUACCAGUGGAUCAGCCGCAGUGUCGUCUGCUCGAGAGAGGAGUGCUGGGAGACAUGUGUAGGGCAGGACCUGUAUCGCUUCGUGGUGAUGGACUUCAUAUUUACCCUGCUGGACACACUUUUCGGGGAGCUGGUGUGGAGGCUGAUCUUGGAGAAGAAGCUGAAGAGGAAUCAGAAGCCCGAAUUCGACAUCGCCCGAAACGUGCUGGAGCUGAUCUAUGGGCAGACCCUGACCUGGCUGGGCGUUCUCUUCGCUCCGCUCCUGCCGGCCAUUCAGACGCUGAAGCUGGUGCUGCUUUUCUAUGUCAAAAAGACCAGCCUGAUGCAGAACUGCCAGUCCCCCAGCAAGCCCUGGCAAGCGUCUCGCAUGAACACCUUCUUCAUCACCCUGCUGUGGUUCCCGUUCUUCCUGGGAGCAGCCAUCUUCCUCUCCUACACCGUCUUGUCGGUGCGGCCGUCAGAAACCUGCGGUCCCUUCCAGGGGCUGGAAACCAUGUACCAGUCAGGGAAGACCUGGGUGCAAUUGCUGGAGAAGUCCAACCCGAACAUCACCUGGUUCGCCUGGGUCCACCAGUACCUGGUGGAGAACACCUUCCUCCUGUUCUUCAUGUCCGGGGUCCUGCUAGCCGUCAUCUACUUCAACAUCCAGGUGGUGAGAGGCCAGCGGAGGAUCAUCCGCCUGCUGAAGGAGCAGAUUGCCAAUGAGGGGGAAGACAAAAUAUUUCUCAUUCAGAAGCUUCACUCCGUUUAUGAGCAGAGGGAGAGACGCGCCUGAGUCCCAGUGUCACCAUCCCCAGGAAGAAGUGGGACAGGAUAAGAGUCUGCUCACAGCUGAGGACUGGAUCAGCCCCUUUUUAAGCCGUGGCGGCACUGGAGGCAGCAGGGCCAGGGGGUCCCCUCUCUUCUGGAAUACAGCAGCCAAGGACACAUUGAGACACAUCAUCUGGCAGCCCCAUGUGAACUCUGUGGCACAAGGACAUUGGUUCUCCCACUGCCCCGAGCUGCUGGGGACACAGAGGAGCAGCACGACCAGGGCCAGGACUGCCAUGGUGUCCCAGGGCACAGGUCGGUGUGGGGCUGGCUCACCAGCAGAGCUCUUCUCCAGAGGCAUUAGCAGAGAACAACCCUCCCUCCUGCCAAAGUCCCAGCCAGCGCUGAGAGCCACUCUGGGCUGCUGUCAGAAGCCUUUGGGGACAGUGAAGAUUCCUGGCUGGAGAGAACCUGCCAAAAAGCCCCCUUUGCACUGCCCAGGGGCAGCUGCUGGGCACUCGACGCAGCUCCAGCCCCAUGUGUGGCUCACCUGGAGCACAGCAACUGGCCAACACUCCCAUGACUGAGGCCACCCGGGCACCCCCAGGCCAGGCAGCCCCACGGCACGCUGUGUCUGUUGGCAGAUGGGCACAGGGAAACCACCACUGAGGUGCUGAGGGUUGGGCAGAGGAAGCCCAGGCUGUGGCUCCCCAGCUGCAGGAUGACCUGGCCCAUUAAAGCAUAGCUGUGCUGGA
Messenger RNA from Calidris pugnax (ruff), 3418 nucleotides. RefSeq names its product transmembrane channel like 6 (gene TMC6). The coding region runs from base 283 to 2688 and encodes 801 amino acids. The transcript is spliced from 20 exons. Gene Ontology annotation, molecular function: mechanosensitive monoatomic ion channel activity. Gene Ontology annotation, cellular component: plasma membrane. The record is from RefSeq and is a predicted model, not a curated record. NCBI's taxonomy places the organism in Eukaryota, Metazoa, Chordata, Aves, Charadriiformes, Scolopacidae.